UAAAGAAGUUUACGAGAUCGCGAAUCUGGCAUCGUCAUCAUUUGCAUUCUGCCAGAAUUGGUUUUCGAACAGCUGGGAAAUUUUGAAGCUUUUUCUACUAAUUGCCUUGAAUUUUUAUUUAAUAAAGAGACUUUAAUUAGUUUGAUACGAUGCGAACCAUUGAAGCAUCCCAGAUGGUGAAAAUACCAAAAAAUGUCAAAAUUUGUGUAAAAUCUCGUGUUAUUCAUGUAAAGGGCCCACGUGGAUUCCUCAAACGAGAUUUUAAACAUCUUCAAGUCGAUAUGGAAUUACUUGGCAGGGAUAAACUUCGAAUCCGAAAAUGGUUUGGUAUCCGCAAAGAAUUGGCCUGUGUCCGAACAGUCUGUUCACACAUUGAAAACAUGAUUAAAGGAGUGACCCAAGGAUAUCUGUACAAGAUGAGGUCAGUAUAUGCUCACUUUCCUAUUAACAUCACGACCUCCAAAGAGGGAAACCUAGUUGAGAUUCGAAAUUUUCUGGGAGAGAAAAUCGUCCGUCGAGUAAAUAUGCUGCCAGGAGUCGUCUGUAAAAAUUCUACUGCUCAGAAGGACGAGUUGCUGUUGGAAGGAAACAACAUAGAAUCUGUCUCGAGAUCUGCAGCACUCAUUCAUCAAUCUACCCUCGUUAAAAGGAAAGAUAUACGUAAGUUCUUAGAUGGAAUUUAUGUCUCAGAGAAAACAGCUGCUGUACAGACAGAGUGAUUGAUGACAAAUAGUUAUGUAAAUUAAUUUGUUCAUAAACUUAAUAUUUUUAAAGGGAGCAAGAAGUUUCCUUUUUGAAGUCGAAAAAUUAAAAAAAAAAAUUAA
Messenger RNA from Parasteatoda tepidariorum (common house spider), 824 nucleotides. RefSeq names its product large ribosomal subunit protein uL6. The record is from RefSeq and is a predicted model, not a curated record. Gene Ontology annotation, biological process: cytoplasmic translation. Lineage: Eukaryota; Metazoa; Arthropoda; Arachnida; Araneae; Theridiidae. Gene Ontology annotation, cellular component: ribosome; cytosolic large ribosomal subunit. Gene Ontology annotation, molecular function: rRNA binding; structural constituent of ribosome.